Messenger RNA from Ylistrum balloti, 3258 nucleotides. Its product is annotated as electrogenic sodium bicarbonate cotransporter 1-like. The record is from RefSeq and is a predicted model, not a curated record. NCBI's taxonomy places the organism in Eukaryota, Metazoa, Mollusca, Bivalvia, Pectinida, Pectinidae. Gene Ontology annotation, biological process: monoatomic anion transport; regulation of intracellular pH; transmembrane transport. The transcript is spliced from 21 exons. Bases 1 to 3258 code for a protein of 1085 amino acids. Gene Ontology annotation, molecular function: monoatomic anion transmembrane transporter activity; solute:inorganic anion antiporter activity; sodium:bicarbonate symporter activity. Gene Ontology annotation, cellular component: plasma membrane.
AUGGACAGCCUCUCACAAACAUUCGUGCCGUCUGUACACUUCGAUGACAAGGAGGGAGCGCAGGAGGAUAACUGUGUAUUCACCAUACCAAGUGAAGAUAGAACAGCUGCUCAGAAGAUCACUAGGAAAACUAUGGAGAACGGCAGCGGUUAUGAUAGAGGUCGAAGAGGGAGUACUUACAUUCAAGUGCGCAUGCCCAGUCGCCCAGACAGACCUCAUAUUGAUACAGAGGACCCGACAGACGACACAAAAGAAGACUACGACCCUACAGAUCGGGUUCAAACCUUGCUGAAUUCCGUAAAGGACAAAGCUCAUAAAACCCAUAAUAUCUUCAGUGAAUUAGAUAUACUCCGAAAGUAUAACGAUGAUUACGAGUGGAGAGAAGCUGCUAGAUGGGUUAAAUACGAGGAGAAUGUUGAAGAGGGCGGUAAACGCUGGUCCAAGCCCCACGUAGCCUCGCUCUCAAUGAAAUCUCUAUUUGACCUAAGAGGAGCUAUAUCAGAGGGAGCUGUCAUUUUGGAUUUAGACUCCUACAGCAUCUCAGAGAUCGUAGAUACCGUUCUCGAUUGUUGGAUUGAUGCGGGACAUCUCGACGGCAAGAUGCGUGUUCAUGUGAGAAAUGUUUCUCUCAAAGAACACAAGCAUCGCCACACAAAGAGACCUAAACACAGAGGUUCCGUAUCCAAAAACCUCGGCGAGAUUGGUGAUGAUCCAGAAUACGGGGGUAGCGCUGCCUAUCUGAACAGUGGUGCGAGUUUCGCCAGCAUAGACAGUGUUAGCGGAAUUCCCACCUCAAACAGCGCCACAGAUAUCCAAACAGAGGGAGAUAACUCGGGCUCAUCAAAUUAUAAGCCAAACAUUAACUUCAUGCGUAAGAUCCCGAAGGACGCAGAGGUUGCUAGUGUGAUGGUGGGCGAGAUUGAUGAUCUCGACAGUCGAAUCGUCGCCUUUGUGAGACUCAAGGAGCCACGGAACCUUGGAGAUCUGUGCGAGAUCGCUAAACCUGUCCGGUUUCUGUUUUUCUGCUUCGGACCAAAGGGUAGUGAGACGGACAGUACGGAGAUGGGUCGAUGCAUCUCCACCAUGCUUGUUGAUGAUAUUUUCCGAGAGGUUGCCUACAAGUGCCGUGAUGACGAAGACUUUAAGGCUGGUAUCGAUGAAUUCAUGAACCAGGUUACAGUGCUGCCACCUGGCGAGUGGGAUCCAAAGAUCAGAAUUGAACCACCGAACAAGGUCCCUUCGCAGGAGUUCCGGCGUGCCUCCGUCCACAACGUGUUGGGUGGUUCCAUUGAUCAGAAGAGCGAGUCGGCAGAAGAUGAUCAUGGCGGCCAUGAUGACCCUGCCUUAGAACUAUCUAAAAUACCGUUUAAGGGCCUGGUGGACGACAUCAAAAGGAAGAUUCCUUGGUACUGGAGUGACUACAAGGACGCCAUCCACAUCCAGUGUCUAGCCUCAUUUGUUUACGUGUUUCUAGGAACGUUGACACCAAAUGUCACAUUUGGAGGUCUCUUAGGAGAAGCCACAGAUCAGUAUAUGGGUGUGAUGGAGUGUAUAUUCGCCGCCGCUGUGACGGGAAUAAUUUUUGCCUUAUUUGGAGGUCAACCUCUCAACAUACUUGGCAGUACUGGUCCGAUGCUGGUGCUGGAGUCCAUCAUCUACAACCUCUGCAAGGACAACGACUGGGAGUUUUUGCCAGUGCGGUUCUGGGUAGGAAUGUGGACAGUAUUUAUCAUAAUGGUGAUUGUGACCUUUAACCUUAGCGCUUGGGUAAAAUAUAUAACUCGAUUCACUGAAGACAGUUUCGCAACACUAAUUGCGAUCAUCUUCAUCGUAGAGGCUUUCAAAAAGGUAGGAGACAUCGGCAAAGAAAACCCAGUUAAUCUCAAUCCACAUGAACCCAUUCCAACCGACUGCGCAUGUAUUCCACGCAACUGUACCGGAAACUGGGUAGCGAAUAAUACCACAAACAUGACGACAACAACUUUAGGGUACACGUGCGAUGACGUGUCAAAUUUUACCGACUCCAUGUGGGGAACUAUGACGAUCACUGCGUGUCAAGCGUAUGGUGGAACUCCUGUUGGAGCCGGAUGCAACCCUCCUCACUAUGUAGCAGAUGUGUUUUUCUUCUCUAUCCUCCUGUUUAUCGGGACCUUCAGUACCGCUGUCGCUCUGGUGGAGUUUAAAAGUAGUACGCUUUUCCCGUCUGUGGUCCGCCAGAGGAUGAGCGACUUCGCGGUGCUGAUCGCCAUCAUAAUAAUGGUUCUACUGGACUACUUCAUCGGUCUGGACACACCGAAACUGACCGUCCCUGACGAGUUCAAGCCUACCAGGCCCGGACGUGGGUGGGUGGUGAACCCCUUUAGUGAGAGAAAUCCCUGGUGGUUGUACAUCGCCACAGUGGUUCCUGCUAUUCUGUCUACCAUCCUUAUCUUCCUCGACCAGCAGAUCACUGCCGUCAUUGUCAACAGGAAAGAGAAUAAACUGAAGAAAGGUGUGGGGUACCAUCUGGACAUGUUUGUGGUGGCCAUAGUAGUGGGUAUCCACUCUGUCCUUGGGUUGCCGUGGUACGUGGCCGCUACCGUCUCUGCUCUCGCCCACAUCAACAGUCUCAAGAAAGAGUCCGAAUGUACCGCACCCGGAGAGAAACCCAUGUUCCUUGGCAUCAGGGAGCAGAGAAUGACUGCCUUGUUUAUCGGUAUCCUUAGCGGCCUGGCCGUCCUCAUUACUCCCGUCCUAAAGAUGAUUCCUAUGCCCGUGCUGUAUGGUGUCUUCCUGUACAUGGGUUUUUCUGCUCUCAGAGGCAUGCAGUUCGUGGACAGGCUGUUCCUGUUCUUCCAGCCCGUCAAGUACCAACCGGACCUGCCGUACAUACGUCACGUGCCCUUGUGGAGAAUCCACAUGUUCACCAUCAUCCAAAUCCUGUGCCUUGUUAUACUGUGGGUCGUGAAGACCAUUAAAGCUAUCUCCAUCGGUUUCCCUCUCUUAGUGCUGGCGACGGGCGUUGUUCGCAAAUUGAUGGAAUGUGUCUACACACAGAACGAGCUACGUUAUAUCGACGAUCUGCUUCCCGGUGUCAAAGACAAAGGAAAGGAUAAGGAAAAACACUCCGUGCCAUAUAAAUCUUUCGACGGCAAUGGGAGCUCCACAAAAAACGGCGUGAAAAAUGCAGACUCUUUAUCGAAACCGUCAUUCUUUCUUUCCGAAGAAUGUGAACUCAACAAACGACCAGGUACCAAUUCAAAAAACACCAAACUCUAA